Molecule: messenger RNA, 1563 nt
Organism: Cyphellophora attinorum
Lineage: Eukaryota; Fungi; Ascomycota; Eurotiomycetes; Chaetothyriales; Cyphellophoraceae
Product: Delta(24)-sterol
Exons: 1
Coding region: 1-1563 (520 amino acids)
Biological process (GO): steroid metabolic process
Cellular component (GO): cytoplasm; membrane
Molecular function (GO): Delta24(24-1) sterol reductase activity; FAD binding
Source: RefSeq, a predicted model, not a curated record
AUGGUUCACCUCCCACAGCCAUCAACAUUGGCGCCACACAAUGAUUUCGUCAACGAGCUAGCCGAACAGGUCGCGGCAUUUCACGCAUCCAAAACACCUUUUCGGAUCUAUCAUGGCAACACCAACUCUACUCGCGUUUCAACGAAAACCUCGAAAACCUCGUUGGACGUCUCGACAUUGUCGCAUGUGAUCAGAGUCUUCCCCAAUACCAAGACAUGUCUCUGCGAGCCGAAUGUGUCGAUGGAGUCACUGCUCUUCAGCACAAUGCAGCACAAGCUCAUGCCGCCCGUUGUUCCCGAGUUUAGAGGCAUCACUGUUGGCGGAGCUUUUGCCGGAACGGCAGGAGAAAGCAGCAGCUUCAAGUACGGCUUCUUUGAUCGCUGUGUCACCUGGGUCGAGAUGAUCCUCGCAGACGGCACCAUCGUCAACGCAUCGCCUACCGAACGACCCGACCUUUUCUACGGCAGCGCCGGCACAUUCGGCACCCUCGGCGUUGUUACACUCCUCGAAGUCAGGCUCAUCGAGGCUCAACGCUACAUGACACUCGACUAUCACCCAGUCGACUCCAUCUCCGCCGCGAUUAAGACCACCUCCGAACUUAUGGAAGCCGACAAGUCCGGUACAAGCCCAAUCGCCUUCCUCGACGGCAUCAUGUUCUCGCCCACGUCCGGAGUCAUCAUGUCAGGCACCUUCCGCCCGGACCCCUCAUCAGAGCAGAAAGUCACGACCUUCUACGCCGCCUCGGACCCCUGGUUCUAUCUCCACGCACAAUCUCGUGCCGCAAAUCCCGAGUCAGACACCAUCCCACUCACCUCCUACAUCUUUCGCUACGACCGUGGUGCCUUCUGGACCGGCCGACACGCCUUCACCUACUUCAUGACGCCCUUCAAUUGGGUCACACGCUACCUCCUUGACGACUUCAUGAACACUCGCAUCAUGUACCACGCCCUUCACCGUUCAGGCCUCACCAAUCAAUUCAUCAUCCAAGACAUGGCCACCCCGGCCUCCCGCAUGGAAGUAUUCAGCGACUGGCUUGACUCCCCCGAAGGCGGCUGCAACGAGAUCUAUCCACGCUGGCUCUGCCCCUUGAAGGCAGGCGAGACGAUCAGCAUGUCUCCGCACUUCGACUCCCAGAAGCCUGCCGCCAGCGGCAAAUUAUCCUCCGGCGGCGACGACUUCCUCCUGAACAUCGGUCUCUGGGGCCCGCUCCCACCCUCCGCAGCGAGCAACCAGCUAACGAUUAAUCGUGCCAUCGAAGCCAAGCUCGCGAGCCUGGAAGGCAUGAAGUGGCUGUACGCGCAGACGUUCUACACAGAGCAGGAAUUCUGGCGGAUCUAUGAUCGGAAGUGGUACGAUGAAUUGAGGGUCAAGUAUAACGCGCAGACCCUGCCGGAUGUGUAUCAGAAGGUUGGGCCGCGAGCAGAGGUGUUGGAUCGAUUGGCUGGUGGAGGCGCGCAGAUGGGGUGGUACGAGUGGGUGUGGGAGACGGUGUGGCCGUUGAAGGGAAUUUAUGGGGUGUUGAGCGCGGUCAAGGGGGGGGACUAUCUGAGGAAACGUGGGUAG